AUGUUCAGCAGUAGGGAGGUAAUGAACUACUUGAAUGCCACUGACACCGAGGUGGACAUGCAAACUUUGCGUCAGAUCAUGCGAGCACUGAAUGUGAUAUUAGGGUACUUCGCCAGGAAGGAGGCGUUAUUAUUUGGCGUCGUCAUAAACUCUGAUUUCUACGUGCGUCCCGGCUCACAUAAAUCAUCGCUGCCCGGCUACAUUUUGGAGCUGUCGCACCAACUGUCCAUCAAGGCGCAUGCUGUGGCAGCCCGCGUACUAGUCCACGUGGAGACCCGAUGUAUCCCCUGUCUCCAUCCAGGCCCGUUAUCUGUCAUGAUGAGGGGAUACAUGUCACAUCAUACUUCGCAAAUUGAUCGUCUUGAGAAUAUCUUGCGAGGUAUUCGGGUUCACAUCAUGCCUUCAGUCCGAAACUAUCAAGGUCGGAGCUUUGCAACUACCGUUAAAAUCAGAGGACUUGCAACUUGUAAUAAUGGAGCACUACUACAACAUCCUCCAAAGGUGGCACGUUAUGGAGCUGGACCGCAGGAAGUGGAGAUAUUUAUAGAGUCGCGGCAAACUCUAGGUGCCGCGUCACCUCUUCAAGGUGGCUAUGUUACACUGGCGGUAUUUUUUGAGAAAGGUUGGCCUUUCCGCGCUCCCCAUGAUAGCAUUAAUGUGGCUAACGAGGUAGAGUAUAACAUUACCUCAAGCCCAGACAUGCCCAUAGUUAAUGUUGGGACUCCAGAGAGACCUAUUUAUUUCCCAGUUGAAGCCGGACAGCCGGUCAGUGCGGCAUCCUUCUCAGCGCAUGAAUAUCGUCCCGCACAAGGCCAAUCAGAGACCGCGAUCAUGCGCGCGAGGAAAAGGUUGGCCGUCAUGGGGUUGAAUUUCCGCCUCAAUCGAGCCUUGACCGCAUUUGGGAUCAAGGCGUCUUCAGACCCCGUCACGGUAAACAGCCGCGUUCUCACCGCACCGCGAGUGCGAUACGCGAGGGAAACCUCUGCCCGUGUGGCUCAAGGAAUGUGGAACGUGAACGCAUAUCGGCUCAUGAAAUCCGUCACGCUACGAUCCUGGUCCUGGAUCUACCUUGACCCUUUGCGUGGAGACUCACUAGAAAGGAAGUCGACGACAUUGACUAAGCCUUUACACCAACUGGCGACAGUGCUUCGGCGUAUGGGUAUAUUCACCUCCGGCUUUAUCCCUGGCAAAGUCGUUCGGUUCAGCAACGGCCACGCUAAGGACGAUAUUAAAGACACGAUUUCAUUCCUGCAAGAAAAAUACCGCCCAUCCAUCAUCCUCGUAAUUCUGUCCACCAGAGCAAAGAGGCUAGGUGACCUUGCAAGAUUUGCUUGCGAUAUCGACCAUGGCAUGCCGGCUAUCGAAUUUACGGACGAAUGGCUGGCAGAAGCUGAUCAGGAGAGGUACGCUAGGCUUGGGCUAAGAAUGAACCUCAAGCUUGGUGGGGAAAAUCACAUGGUCAGCGCAUCGGAUCUUGACUUUGUCGCAAACGAUAAAACUAUGAUAGUGGGGAUCAAUGUGGUCUUUGCAAGAUCAGGGUCCCAAGGAUCUUUCCACACUGUAGUGGGCCUUGUCGCAUCGUCAUGCUCUCGGCUUUCUCAGUGGCCUGCGGAGAUCAGUGUGCAGAUUGGCAAAGACCCGCUUAUUCGCAAUCUUGACGAGAUGUUGGGAUCAAGGAUUCGGUAUUGGGCCAGAAAUCAUGACAAUAUGCUUCCGCAAGAUAUUGUGAUAUAUCGUAGUAUGGUUUCGGGGGGCAAAUACGGGGCUUGGGUCGAUCAGGAAUUGCCUCUGAUCAAGAAUGCUUGUAGGGCCUCAAAGCUCACGGAGAAUUCACAAGGCGACUUGCCGCGGAUCACCGUGGUGCUCGUAGACAAGAGCCAUGAUGCACGAUUCCACCCUACAGCCGACACCGAGGGGCACAGCUCCGGUAGUCCGCUGGCUGGUACCGUUGUGGACCGCGGCAUUUCAGAACCUCGCCAGUGGGACUUUUUCCUGCAAUCUCACAGCCCAACACAGGGCCCCAAUCAACCGACUCGCUACUUCGUGAUAUUCGACGAAGUGUUUCGCAGGCGAUGCUGUGUCCGUAGUAAUAUGUGUGGUCCGGUCGAUUUGCUACAGAACCUUACCCACACGCUCUGCUAUCUGUCCGGCGAGACCACAAAGGCAAAAAGCGUUUGCGCACCGGUACACUACGCAAUUCGGGCUUGCGCUAGAGUUCGCUCGUACUAUAGUGCGGAUAAUAUCACUUGUCUUUCAUCGGGAGACCAUGAUGCCUGGGAACCUGGCAAGGUAGUGAAACCCAGCCUGUUGAAAAUUCACCCUGCUCUCCAGGACUCGAUGUUUUAUCUCUGA
This is a messenger RNA of Penicillium samsonianum, 2352 nucleotides long. Its product is annotated as RNA interference and gene silencing protein. Gene Ontology annotation, molecular function: nucleic acid binding. The transcript has 3 exons. NCBI's taxonomy places the organism in Eukaryota, Fungi, Ascomycota, Eurotiomycetes, Eurotiales, Aspergillaceae. Bases 1 to 2352 code for a protein of 783 amino acids. The record is from RefSeq and is a predicted model, not a curated record.